Oldenlandia corymbosa var. corymbosa is the source of this 774-nucleotide messenger RNA. The record is from the annotation of a GenBank genome assembly. NCBI's taxonomy places the organism in Eukaryota, Viridiplantae, Streptophyta, Magnoliopsida, Gentianales, Rubiaceae.
AUGGCAGCAGGAGGGUUGAAUUUCAUUGCUCUCAGAAACAUGCAGGAUUCAGUGAACGACUUGCUUCACUCGCCGGGAAUCAAAACCGCCACCGUCCACCGGGAGAAGAAGAAAUUCGUGCACGAGAUUUCAGAAGCAUCCUUGAAAAUGGUGGAAACGUGCGGGAAUACGCGGGACGUUUUGUUGCUGGUGAAGGAUCAUCUACACGAUCUUAAGUCCACGUUCCGACGGGUCAGCGUUGGCCCCGCCACCACGGACAUGACGACGGCGGCCGCUGACGGUACCGGGAAUAAGUUUUCCGGGUACACAUCGGAAAGAAAGAAAUUAAAGAAGGCAAUGUUGAGGCGAUUAAACUCGCUAAAAAUGAUGAAAAGCAUCAACAAUAACGGAAGUUCAACAACCAAUGUUUCUUCCAGUCAUGAUCUUGUGGUUGUUAUCAAUGUUUUAAGGGAAGUGAGGAUGGCCACCAUGGCCAUCGUGGAGUCACUAAUGUCGCUCAUGUCAAUGCCGUUAAGCCCGGAAACCGUUAACCGGUCUCCGGCAAAGAAGAAGAAGUCCAGUAGAGGGUUCUUUGAAUUAUCCAAGUUCAGUCGGGUUAACAGCUUGAGCUAUUGGGAGAAUUGCGACAGAACCACACUCCAAGUGGCCAGUCAAAGACUGGCGGCGGUGGAGAUUGACGUUGAAGACCUUGAGGAAGAGUUGGAUUGUUCAAAUGGUGCUUGGACUUUAAUCUACGGCUGCCAAUGGGGAAGUCGUGUUGAAUUCCCGGAGUAA